AUGACAGAAAAAGCAGAAGAUGAAGAAGAGGAGGAGGAGAGUUGUUAUCAGCCAACAUCUGCAUCGACCAGCUGCACCUCAUCAGGGCUAGCAGUCACUGCCGAGGAUCUAGCAGAUCGAGUAGCUAAUGUAUCGCUAGGCGGUAGCGAUGUGCCGAAGCAGGAAACUGCAGAUCGGAAAGCAUGGCUUUCAAAACGACAGCGAAUUGCCAUCGAAAACAGUUGGAAGCGAGCUACUAAAAGCGAUGCGGAUAAGUACGUUGGUAUCCAAAUAUUCUUUCGAAUAUUAGCAGCUCGACCAGAAAUUAAGCAUAUUUUUGGGCUGCAGAAAAUUCCGGAUGGCCGUUUGAAAUAUGAUCUUCGCUUUCGACGUCAUGCCGUUAUCCUUACAAAAACAUUCGAUUACAUUGUUAAAAAUCUCGCCUAUAAAGAGAAACUUCAGCAGCACUUUCAGGUUGAUGCUGUGUUGCAUGUCCUACACUUCAUACCUCAUUAG
Gongylonema pulchrum is the source of this 495-nucleotide messenger RNA. The record is from the annotation of a GenBank genome assembly. Lineage: Eukaryota; Metazoa; Nematoda; Chromadorea; Rhabditida; Gongylonematidae.